This is a messenger RNA of Chelonia mydas (Green sea turtle), 2904 nucleotides long. It is a transcript of the gene GLOD4, whose product is annotated as glyoxalase domain containing 4. The transcript has 9 exons. NCBI's taxonomy places the organism in Eukaryota, Metazoa, Chordata, Testudines, Cheloniidae. The coding region runs from base 72 to 968 and encodes 298 amino acids. The record is from RefSeq and is a predicted model, not a curated record.
CUCCCUCGCUUGGCCCCGGCCGGGAGCCUUGCGUCAUCGCCACGCGCCGGAAGUAGGGGCCGAAGUCGGAAAUGGGGGCCCGCCGCGCGCUGCAUUUCGUGUUCAAAGUGGGGAACCGCGGCCAGAGCGUCCGCUUCUACCGCGAGCUGCUGGGCAUGAGGAUUCUAAGACAUGAAGAAUUUGAGGAAGGCUGCAGAGCUGCUUGUAAUGGCCCUUAUGAUGGAAAGUGGAGCAAAACAAUGGUGGGCUAUGGGCCCGAAGAUGAUCACUUUGUUGCAGAGUUGACCUACAAUUAUGGAGUUGGAGAGUAUCGACUCGGCAGUGACUUUCUGGGCAUGACUCUUAUGUCCAGCCAGGCCGUGAGCAAUGCCAGGAAGAUGGGAUGGCCACUCAAAGAAGUUGCAAAGGGUAUAUUUGAAACUGAAGCCCCAGGAGGAUACAAGUUCUACUUGGAAGACAAAGAACAACCACAGCAAGAUCCCGUGCUAAAAGUAACUUUGGCAGUCUCGAACCUGCAGAAGUCUGUUAGCUACUGGUCUGGUCUGCUGGGAAUGAAAAUUUAUGAGACGAAUGAGGAAAAGCAAAGGGCUUUGCUAGGCUAUGCAGAUAACCAGUGUAAAUUGGAGCUGCAGGGCAUUGGCGGAGCAGUGGAUCAUGCCACAGCUUUUGGGCGGAUUGCCUUCUCUUGCCCAAAGGAAGAGUUGCUAAACAUUGAAGCACUGAUGAAGAAGGAGAAGCAGAAGAUUUUAACGCCCCUAGUAAGCUUGGACACCCCUGGAAAAGCAACAGUGCAAGUGGUUAUCCUGGCUGAUCCCGACAACCAUGAAAUCUGCUUUGUAGGAGAUGAGGCAUUUAGAGAGCUUUCCAAGAUGGAUCCCAAUGGCAACAAGCUGUUAGAUGAUGCGAUGGCAGCAGACAAAAGUGACGAGUGGUUUGCUAAGCACAAAAUGCAGAAGACUUCUGCUUAGUUGAAGAGAAUUGUCUCAUAAAUGAUGCCUUUAGCUGCUAAACACCUGUAAAAUGUGUCCGGUUUUGCAGUCAUGUUGUCCCGUUCAGUGAGAGAGUGUGCAAUGCCCUUGCAAAAGUCUAUGGAAGAAAAGUGGGAAAGUUUUGUUGUGCUGUGAUGCACAGAUUGAGCACUUGAUUUCAUAACAUGGGGGCCAUGGACUUGUAAUAGGACACCCUCUCAAGCUUUUCUCUUUCCUGUUGGAUUGAAAAAGACCAGAGUUUAGCCUAGACAUUAGCUGCAUCUUUUCGGUAUUUUAGGUAGCAUAUAUCUAUCGCAGGAUGUGUACUGAGCUAUCUUUCUGCAGGGAUUUAGGAGUGAAGAAUAACUCCAUUUCAAAUUCACCCUGCUGAAUAAGACCAGAAUGAAUUUACUGCAUGCACUAAAACAGAACGCUGGCAAGGGGGAGGAUCAGAACACUAACUAAUUAGAUUAAACUAUGGUAUUUUAUUCUAAUUAGCAGUUGUCUUCCAAAUAAUUCAUGCUGCUAAACCUAACUGAAUAAAAAUUCGUGGUUCAGAGCUGGGUGGAAAAAAGCUCUUUGGAAGUGUUGAAAUACUUGCUUUCAAAGCAAAGUAUAGGUUAAAAAAUAAAGUAAAUGUUAUAUUGAUGGUUGGUUCCAUUCAUGGAAAAUGUAUUGGACAACUCUAGAACUUAUUGCCAUGAAGUGAAAGGGACAACAUUAAUGGUGGUAUAAUAGCAAAUAGACUUGUUGUGUAUGUUACAGAGCAUUUUGUAAGGUCAGUGGCUUUAGCAAUGCUCAGUCUGCUGCACAUGGAAAAGAAAAAGCCUUUGGUUAGCUACUGUUUGUUGUGAACAGUGCAAAUGUUUCUGUUUUUAUGACAUAGAUUUAAUCUGGAACUGAGAGCUUGUCUACAUGGGAAAAUUGAUUAGCAUAAUUAUAAUAAUAAAUAUCUAGCUCUUAGUGGAAUAGGUGUCCUGCUGUAGCUGUGCAGGUCAGUUUCCCUAUCUAAACCCUCAGGCUGACAUCUAGGUUUUGAUUCUGAGAAAAACCUCCCUGAAGCCAAAUGUAGGUGGAUAGCUCAGUUGCUAUGAGCUGGCAUAUGAGUAAAAUGUUUGAGCAUAGCUUAUCUUUUUUUCCAAAUAAACAUUAAACAAAUAAAUCACUGCAGUACUAAUGAGAGCACCGUGAUGAGCAUAGUAUAAAUGCCUGAAUCAACAGAAGGUAAAAUACAUAGUCCAAGCUUCUGAGCUUUCAAACCAUCAAGACACAAAGGUGCGACAUAGACCUUAAAAUACUGGGCAAAAUCAAUGGGUGGAAUUAGAUUUUUUUUUUCUUUCUUAGACACAUUAACCAGUAUGUUUCCUGGGUCAGAAUUUCUAAAGAAUGAUGCAGGAACUGAUAUGGGAAGAACCAAUACAGAGUUUAAAAUGUGUGACUUCAUUGGUACAGCUGAGAAAUAUGCUCAUUACCUCUUCAAAAGCUGUGUUUUGUCUCUGUACUGCCAGUGUAACUGUUCUUCCAUUUCCCCACUCAGCAUAAAAUCCUGGCUCUGUCUCAAACCAUCCUUUCAGGCCAGAGGAAAUGAGGUUAUUUUGGAGAAUGUGAAAAGCUGAGGAUUCCCUGAUAGGCCUUAUUGGACUAGGUCUGUCCUAUGGCUUCCAUGCACCUUAAGCUGCAUUAUAUCUAUCUGCUAACUGCAGUGCACCAAACACUUGACAUUCCAAAUGGGGGUUAUGUAGCAAACUAGAGCCAGUCAGACUUUAUUAUCUGGGAGAGGGGAAGAGUAAAGUGACAAAUGGAUAGCUGUCUUGAAAUUAGCUUUAAGUGUGUUAAUUUAACAACUUGUCGUCUUUUGGGUUGAACUGACUUGAAUGCCUGCUGUUGCUGAUGGAACUGUAGAAUCAGCACGUUCUGAAUAAAUAUCUACAAUAUA